GGCGCGGGCCAGGGGAGGGCCCCGGGGCAGCCGGCGGGCAGGCGGCUCUCGGAGCUCGGUUGGGGUCGCGGUGGAGAUGAGGCGGUCGCCGGUGGUGAAGACGAGACGCGGUGCGAGGAAGCAGGACCCGGGAGGGCGAACCAGGGGCCCGCACCUGCGUGGCCGGAGCGGUGUUUUUGCAGGAGGAGGUCUCAGCCAAGCCGGAGGUGGACUCUCUUGCUGAGUGCAGGAGGUAGACGUGAUACCCUGAUUUUGCAGAGGAGAGAACAGAGAUUGUGGGAGACACCGUGCAGUGGAAAGAAAGAUGCAGUCACAGCUGUGGAUGCACUUUGUACACCAGAGAGCACUCUUCAGCUCCAUGGAGAAUCCUUUCCCCAUCCGGGCUCACUCAUCAGUGCCAUGGCUUCCGGUGAAAGAACGGACAGACACGAAUUCCUCUGUGGGGAUGAUUCUACUGCAACAAAUCUUUAUUUGGCUUUUUUCUUCCAAAGGGAUGAGGCUGGCUUCUGAGCAUACAUUAAACCCAUGCAUCCUCUUUGUUUCUGGCAAAGUUAUAUGACUCACUUAGUUAAAAUCAAGAUACUUCGGAAAGGACAAGGUGACUGAUCUCCCUAAGGAGGAAGCCUUAAUUAAGAGUGAUGAAAAGGACACCUGCCAUGGCGUAGGUGCUGCAUGUUUUUCCUCUUCCACUGAACCCACAUCGCAGCUCUGGGAGGAAGAGAUGCUGGAGCUGAAUGGUGCACGGUGUGAUCUGGACUCCAGGCGAGACGCUGCUGGGCUGCGGAGAGGCUGAGGAAAGUCUGUGCUGCUGCUGUGGUGACUCAUGUGGACAGGCGAGACGCUCCAGGGCAUGGCUGACAGUGACGCCUUGUUUCUGGUGUGGGAAGAGACCUUGUUUUCUGGAGAUCUGACUGUGGUUGGACCUAUUAUAGAGAAACCAGAGAAGUCAUCAUUUACUACAUUGGACAUUUGGAUCCCUGAUCUUACCAGUCCUCCCCAAACUCCUGUGAGGGAUGGACUAGCAUCUCCAUCCCGGAGGCUGUGCAGGCCCGGAGUGCUUGAGUGACUUGCGCAUUGGCCACAUGAGAAAGUGGAGCCGUGGAGACUGGGACCUGAGCCUGCCUGACUUAAAAUAGCUUUGAACAUGUGCCCUCGAUGAACCCACAGUGAUCCAUUUGUUUUGCCUUCUCCCAGCUCCUGCAUUCUUCAAGUCUUGGUAACUGGAAUGUUUUGUCUGUUCAGGCUCAAAAGGAUCAGUGGGAAAGAACCAAAGUUAAAUACAUUGUGGUGUGUCAAGAUGAACCUGGGAAAACUCUGACCUGUAGAGUGGACUUCCUCUCUGACUCAGCUGGUACUUCUUUUUGUCUCCAGUUUUAAAAGCUCCCCAGAGGCAACCUGAAAUCCCCAAUCUUCUCAGAAUGGGAUGGGGGAAAUUCUGACGUUCUCAUUAAACCCAUUUAUCUCACAAGCUUUGGAAGGAGCCAGAAUGCCAAAGGCAAGAACCCCAGAGCACUGCCUGCACUGGUGUGAUAUCCUGAUAAAUGUCUAACAAAUUCAGCUUGUGUCCAGUGGGCUGGACCAUUUGCUGGGCGAAGUUCCAGCACAGUGAGACAUCCUAGGAUUCAUCUGGUUUAGGAAAGACCAUUUACUGGUAGUCAUUUCAAUGUUCUUUAGUCUAAAGUCAUGAGGUCUCUUCACUCUGGUCUGUUCUGAUGAAUGGCCCCACCAGUGUGAAGCAGAAGGAUGACCUUGUUCGGUGGGCAAGACAACUCUGAAAGAAGGAGCCGAGUGUGGGGAAGUCUGUGGGAAGAGAGAGCCACCUAGAAUGUCCCCACCAAACCAGUCUGCGGAAGGCCUUCUCCAGGAGGUCUCUAACACAUCUGUGAAUGCUACAGAAACUCCAAAAGCCUGGGACCCAGGGACCCUCCAGGCCCUCAAGAUUUGUCUUACUGUGGUCCUUUCCAUCAUCACACUGGCCACAGUCCUUUCCAAUGCCUUCGUGCUUACCACUAUCUUCCUGACCAGGAAGCUCCACACUCCGGCCAACUAUCUCAUUGGCUCCCUGGCCAUGACGGACCUCUUAGUUUCCAUCUUGGUCAUGCCCAUCAGCAUCGCCUAUACCACCACCCACACCUGGAGCUUUGGCCAAAUCCUGUGUGACAUCUGGCUGUCUUCUGACAUAACAUGCUGCACGGCCUCCAUCCUGCAUCUCUGUGUCAUUGCUCUGGACAGGUACUGGGCCAUCACUGAUGCCCUGGAGUACAGCAAACGCCGGACGGCGGGCCAUGCGGCCAUCAUGAUCGCCAUCGUCUGGGUCCUCUCCAUCUGCAUCUCCAUCCCACCACUCUUCUGGCGGCAGGCCAAAGCUCACGAAGAGAUGUCGGAUUGCCUGGUGAACACGUCUCAGAUCUCCUACACCAUCUACUCCACGUGUGGGGCUUUCUACAUCCCGUCUGUGUUGCUCAUCAUCCUCUAUGGCCGGAUCUACAUGGCCGCCCGGAACCGCAUCCUGAACCCACCAUCACUCUACGGGAAGCGCUUCACCACAGCGCAGCUCAUCACGGGCUCUGCGGGGUCCUCGCUCUGCUCUCUCAACCCCAGCCUUCACGAGGGGCACUCUCACUCGGCCGGCUCCGCUCUCUUUUUCAACCACGUCAAAAUCAAGCUUGCGGACAGUGUCCUGGAGCGCAAGAGGAUUUGCGCUGCCCGAGAAAGGAAAGCCACAAAAACCUUGGGGAUCAUUCUGGGGGCGUUUAUCAUCUGCUGGCUGCCCUUCUUCGUUGCAUCUCUGGUCCUGCCCAUCUGCAGGGACUCCUGCUGGCUCCACCCAGCCCUUUUUGACUUUUUCACCUGGCUAGGCUAUUUAAACUCCCUCAUUAAUCCAGUAAUAUAUACUGUGUUUAACGAAGAGUUUCGGCAAGCAUUUCAAAGAGUCGUCCAUUUCCGGAAAGCCACCUAGGUCUCCUUUGGGGGUGACUCUUGUUAUCAUUUGUGUCCUGUAACCCAGUUGGAAUUGUCUUUUCAAAAAAAUUCUUCAUUGAGAUUUGGGUUAAUCCUGAUGUUUUAUGUUUUGGUUCAAUCAGUAGAAUUGUUCGUUGUUCUUUUUUCCUGUUGUCUUCUUGACUUCUGAGCCACCAAAAGUUGGGCAGCUGUGUGAAAGUGGAACCAGACUGAAGAUUUCCCUUAGCGUCAUGUUUUCAUGGUUCUUCCCUGUUGGAAGAAACGUGACUCACAGGAUCCCUGAUUGAUGCAAUCAAGUGGGAAGCUGUCUGACUCUGUGGAAAGACUCCAGGCUCAAAGGUCUGGUCUAUCUAAGUUUUGUAUGGAGCUCAGAGGGCAGAUGAGAUUAAUGAACAGAAUUGAAAGAGGAUUUGGGGUCAGGGAGGAGGAGCUUCCAUUCCAUGUGGCACCUGGUUUGGAAAAUAACAUCCAGGGCUUUCUUCCACUGCGUCCUCCUUAGAUUGACUUUCUCCCAGUUGUUCAUUUGAGGUAACAGCACUAUAGAGUGACAGAGAGAGAUUCAGAAGCUGGGGGCAGGGGAGUGGGAUGGGAUGGAAGGUACCCUGUACCUUCCUCCUCCUCCAGUGUCUCUGCACCCCCGUAAGGUUCUGAAGCUAAAACCCAUACUCACCCCCUUGAAGCAGAUUUUCAGGCUUUGAACCCACCGAGCUUUGAGUGAAACACCAUUCUGAAUUGUUUUUUCUGAAUUUUUUUUUUACAUCCCAUUUUCAUUAGAGAUCUUAAGAUGCUGAGUCUUGUCAAAU
This is a messenger RNA of Hipposideros armiger (great roundleaf bat), 3764 nucleotides long. RefSeq names its product 5-hydroxytryptamine receptor 1D (gene HTR1D). Bases 1826 to 2959 code for a protein of 377 amino acids. Gene Ontology annotation, biological process: vasoconstriction; regulation of locomotion; smooth muscle contraction. The record is from RefSeq and is a predicted model, not a curated record. The transcript has 5 exons. Lineage: Eukaryota; Metazoa; Chordata; Mammalia; Chiroptera; Hipposideridae. Gene Ontology annotation, cellular component: plasma membrane. Gene Ontology annotation, molecular function: G protein-coupled serotonin receptor activity.